CAGAUAUUUCUAGCCAUUCACAAGAUCGUUACCAUUCUUCUUACUACACCGGUGGGAAGUAUUAUUUGUGAACGCUCUUUCUCUGCUCUGAGGCGUCUCAAAUAGCCCACGUUCAGUAUAUUAAAAUUCUAACAUGACUCCAAGGCUUUAGGGUCAAAAUUGCAAAUUUUUCACGACUCCAUUGUCUCGCAAUUCCCAGAAGAGACUUGAGCACAAAGAAAACAAAACCAAAUAUAGAAAAAUGACCAGAAAGCGUCGGAGUCGUGUUAGAAUUUAAUAUAUCGAACAGUGGGCUAUUGUGGAACCGUUCUACAACGAAUGAGGGUCGUUUGAGUGCACGUGGCCUAGGGAUGCUCCUCGUUUCCUCAUUCAACGUGGGACGGAAUACAUACCGG
This is a messenger RNA of Porites lobata, 395 nucleotides long. Lineage: Eukaryota; Metazoa; Cnidaria; Anthozoa; Scleractinia; Poritidae. The record is from the annotation of a GenBank genome assembly.